GGGCAGUGGCUUCAUCAGAUGUUACUGAGCAUGCUCGGUUCUUGCGCAUGCUCAGUGCACACCCCAAGCCGCCCAUCCCCGUGGGGAGCCGUGUGCUGCCCCGGCCCGUGGCGAGGCGGCGCCGGGACCCUGCCCAGCCCGGAGCGGGAGCGGAGCUCGGCCGGGCCGGGCCCGCUGGAGAAGCCCCGCCCGCCUCCCCGGGGGGGCCAUGGCCGAGCGGGCCGCUGCCCAGGUCAGUGAGAGAAGCUCGUGAUCAGACUACAGAGUGUUCUCUGGGGACGGUGAUGGCAGCAGUUCAAGCAGUGGAGAGGAAAGUUAAGUCAUACACCAUGCGAUUGCUGAAUCUGGAGAGGAGACUGGGGAGUGCUGAGAAGAAACUAAUAGGUUGCGAGAAAACAGCAGUGGAGUUUGAUAUCAAGCUGGAGAGUAAGUGGGCCAUGUUGGGAACUGUGAUCCAGGAGAAUAAUCUGUUGCAGAAGAGGCUGGAGAACUUGGAGAACCUGCUGAAGAACAGGAACUUCUGGAUCCUGCGACUCCCCCCAGGCACUAAGGGGGAGGUGCCCAAGGUGCCGGUGACGUUUGAUGACGUCUCCGUCUAUUUCAACGAGCAGGAGUGGGCGAACUUAGAGGAAUGGCAGAAAGAGCUUUACAAGAACGUGAUGAAAGAGAAUUAUGAGACCCUGAUCUCCCUGGAUUAUGCUGUUUCCAAACCUGACAUCCUGUCUCAGAUUGAGCGAGGGGAAGAGCCCUACCUAAGGGAUCAGCCAGGAUCUCAGGAUAGAUCGGGAGAAAAAGAUCAGAGUGAAGAGGGAUCAGAGGACAAUGAAGCCCCUAUAGACAGCUGCCCAGAAUCUCCUGUUUCUAUCAUGGAUAUUUUAUCGUGGGUUAUACAAGAGGAGGAGCCCUGUGAGAACAAUCAGCCGGGUCUGGAGGGGAGACCGAGCCCUACAGAUCGCAGCACUGGGCGAAAUUCAUCCCCUGUGCAGAGGACCAGCACAAGACCUGUGCACAGCUUAACCUGCGCUGCCCGUGUGCACAUCCUCUGGGACUGUCACCCUCUGUUUUGCACAGCUGAUACAAAGACACAGUCCCUGCUCCAGAGAGCACUUUACAAUCUCCUUGCAGGAGAUGGCCAGUUAAUGACAAAAGAAACCAGGUUUGAUGGAGAUUGUGAACCUGAAAAUCUGGAGGCAGAGGGGGAAUUACCAGGAAGACCCAGAGAGAAGGCCCUCCAGACCUUGGCUGAGGCUGAGAGCCAGCUGUGCUCUAAGGUGCAGCAGACAAACCCUGAGAAGAAAAGGUUGUGUGACUCCACUGAAGAUGAGAGUGGCUUAAAGACGCUGAGUGUCUGCCCGCGGAACCGCCCGAGGGACAGACUGCACCCUUGUACAGAGUGUGGGAAGAGCUUUCGGCUGAAGAUAAACCUUAUCAUUCACCAGAGGAGCCAUGCAAACGAGGGGCCGUACGAGUGUCCUGAGUGUGACAUCAGCUUCGCUUCCAAGCAGCAUCUUGCUCUGCACCAGAGGAUCCACACAGGAGAGAGAGCCCCGGCACCUGGACUUGGGGAAAGCAGCGAUCUGGUGCCGAGACUCUGCCCAGGAAUGGAGGCCAAGGGAACCGCCCGCAGAAGCACAAGAAGCAAAUCCAGCACCGGGGAGCACCAGCCGAGCCACACCGAUGAGAGGCUGUACACGUGCCGCCAGUGUAAGAAACACUUCUCUCAGGAGAUAGAUCUAAUGAGGCACCAGAAGACUCACAGCAAGAUCUUCCCAACGUGCACCGUGUGCUGGAAGACGUUCACCUGCUCCUACAGCCUCCGCAGGCACCAGAUGGUCCAUUCUGGAGAGAGGCCGUAUCACUGCCCUGACUGCGAGAGACGCUUCGCCCGCAAAAUGAACCUCUUGCGGCACCAGAGGGUCCAUGCCAGGGAAAUGAUCCUGAGGAUGCGGCGAAUGCACCAACAGAUCGCCCAGCAUCCGCCGCCCUCUGAAGCACCGGGGCAGCUCCUGCAGGGAGAAGCUGCCAGCUGCCAGUCCACAGAAGCCUUCACUACUCACCAGACAACACACCCAGGAGAGACCACCGGUCAUGUGCAGGUUGUUGGGAGCCCCAAGCACAUGCUGCGGGGGAAGGCGGGGCCGGCCCGUGGCGAGGCGGCGCCGGGACCCUGCCCAGCCCGGAGCGGGAGCGGAGCUCGGCCGGGCCGGGCCCGCUGGAGAAGCCCCGCCCGCCUCCCGGGGCCAUGGCCGAGCGGGCCGCUGCCCAGGUCCGGCUCCUGGAAACGCUUCCAGACUUGCACCACUUCUGCCCUGGGAGGAGUCCCCCUGGCUUCGGGCAGCCUGCUCCCACCUGGGGCACUGCUUGGGCAGGUGUCUGCCGCAUUGAUUCCCUACCACGCUCUGGAAUGGGAUGCAGAGUCACAGCGCCUGAUGUCUUCCCAGCCUGAACGAACAUCUGUGCAAACAGCAGAGAUUUCGAUGUGGACCCUAGUGGCUGCCAUCCAAGCUGUGGAGAGGAAGGUGGAUUCGUUUGCUACACGGUUGCUGAGUCUGGAGGGGAGAACUGGGAUGGCUGAGAAGAAAAUAUUCGAGUGUGAGAAAACAGAGUUGGAGUUUGGAAACCAGCUGGAGAGUAAGUGGACUGUGCUGGGAACUCUGAUCCAGGAGUACGGGCUGCUGCAGAGGAGGCUGGAGAACAUGGAGAACAUGCUGAAGAACAGGAACUUCUGGAUCCUGAGGCUUCCUCCUGGUAUUAAUGGAGAAGUCCCCAAGGUGCCGGUGAUGUUUGAGGACAGCGCUGUCUUCUCUCAGGAGGAGUGGGAGAACUUAGAAGACUGGCAGAAGGAGCUGUACAAGAAUGUGAUGAAGGGGAAUUAUGAAUAUAUGAUCUCACUGGACUAUGCAAUUUCCAAACCUGACAUCCUGUCCCGAACUGAGCGAGGAGAAGAGCCGUGUGUGAGGGGUCAGCGGGAGUCGGAGGAAAGAGAAACCACUGCAGAUCCCAGCACAGCGGCUGCGAUUCCUACCCUCGAACUCUCCGCUCAGAUUAAACAAGAGCAAGAGCCAGUUGCCGAGGAGCAGCAGGAUGCAGAAGAAAGAGAAGCCCCUACAGAGCCCAUGGCAGAUGACACCUGGCUCGCCAGCCAUGAGAAGAACAAGGAGCAAGAUUCACAGGAGCUGGAGCUGCACUGGACUGCGGCUCAGAGACCGGAAGAGAAUAUUUACCAUAGUGCCGAGCACGGCCUUCCCUCCAAUGGUCCAAACACAACCCUGGCAGUACAUAUGCCAGAGAAACCCACCCAGCACGAGAGAGACUUCAGCCCCUUGAAAGCCAGCACCGUGUGCCCGGGGGCCCCCGUGACGGAGCGGCCCUAUCUCUGCCCCGAGUGCGGGAAGUGCUUCAGCCGCAGGGAGCACUUCGUGCAACACCAGCGCACCCACACGGGCGAGCGCUCCUACGUGUGCCCCGAGUGUGGCAAGGGCUUCACGCAGCAGUCCAACCUCACCAACCACUACCGCACCCACACCGGCGAGCGCGCCCACGUGUGCCCCGAGUGCGGCAAGGGCUUCAUCCACCAGUCCACGCUCACCACCCACCUCCGCACCCACACCGGCGAGAAGCCCUACAAGUGCAGCGUCUGCGCCAAGUGCUUCAGCCGCCUCUCCACCCUGCUGGAGCACCAGCGCACCCACACCGGCGAGAAGCCCUACAAGUGCCUGGAGUGCGAGAAACGCUUCAGCCGCCUCUCCACACUGGUGGAGCACCGGCGCACGCACACUGGCGAGAAGCCGUACAAGUGCGCCCAGUGCGAGAAGAGUUUCACCCGCCUCACCAACCUGACCGUGCACCAGAACACCCACGCCGGCGAGCGCGCCUACAAGUGCACCCAGUGCGGCAAGAGCUUCGCCCAGAAGCCCUACUUCCUCAAGCACCUGCGCAACCACACCAAGGAGAAGCUCUACAAGUGCCUGGAGUGCGGCAAGAGCUUCGUCUGCCACUCCUGGCUGGUGCGCCACCAGAUGAUCCACACGGGCGAGCGGCCCUACCAGUGCGGCGACUGCGGGAAGAGCUUUGUGCAGAAGGAGCACCUCUUGAAGCACCAGCGCGUCCACACGGGCGAGCGGCCCUUCCAGUGCUCCGCCUGUGCCAAGAGCUUCCGCUGCCAGCAGUCCCUGAGGCUGCACCAGUGCGCGCACGCCGGCCAGCAGGGCGGCACACCGGCCGCGGUGGGGGCCGAGUUCAAGAACCAGCAGCUGUACAUGAAAAUGGAAAAUACUGGGUAGUAGGGGGUCGAGCCCUGCGUUGGGAGCUGCACGGGGAGAGCCUCCCCCCGAGACUAGCCAGAUCCGCCCCAUGUGAAACACUGCAGUGAAUCCCACGCCCUCUCUGCAUGCCAGAUGGGAGGGGAGCGCUCGACGCGAGGGAUGGUGACGCAAGACCGUAUUGAAUGUGAGCUGCAAGCAGCCGUUACGUGCCGCGCCUGGGGAAGAGACCCCACGACGGACUGAACAAUGCGUUGGAAGCGUCUAAGUGGCCGCAGCUGUUUUGUUUGUACGAACAGUCUCCUGAGCGCUGGCACCGCCGGCGGGAACGUCGCCAGCAGGCUCUGCUCUGCAGGGAUGGGCAGUGCAGGCCUACGAGCUGCUGUCACGUGAACGACUUCCUGCCGCGACUGAAGAAGUGGAGCAGAGGCUGUUGGGAGUGAGCGUCGGCAGGCGUGCUGGGUUAACAGUACUUUGUCCUCCAGGGUGCUACAGACAAAUGCACUCUGCUUGCCUGUGCUGCACGGCUUCCCGCAGUCAGUACGGCUGGGGGCUCGGAGGUGCGGUGAGGCUGAGAAGUGCCUGCAUUUGCACUGCAAGCCAGGGGCAGAGCCAGGUCUACACUACAGGCCGCCUAUGCUCUUACCACUCGGCCUCACCACCUUCAGCCCUCCUGAAAUGGAAGCCGAGCUCCACCCUGGCGGAUGAGAGCAGGAAUGCAGCGUCCGGCUCGCCUGUCUGUGGAAGCGAUUGGCAAACUCGAAGCAGUGAUUUCUGGUCUAUUGGUGACUGGUUCUGUUUGUGACACUCCGGCUUCCCACUGCAGCUGGUGGGGGGGUGGUACCCUCCAAUACCUUGGAGCAGCAGCAAAAGAUAAAGUUAAGCUGGGUGCAGGGUGGUCAAAGCGUGAGUGUCAGUGAGGUGUGAUGAUCUGCCGCAGGAAGGCCGACUCUAGGCGUAUUUCACUUUAAAGGUCAAAACACGUAAUUCAGAAGUUAAAAGGGCUAGGGAGGAAUUGGAGCCAAGCUCAAUUCCGAUGACCAUCGCCUGACCUAGGAGUAGUGUGGGUGCUCGUGAGAACGCUCCAGAGCAGGCAUUGCAUCUGCCACAGCAGCGCUAACUGCAACGGAGCGUCCGGUAGGGGGUUCAGCCCUCCCCCGCUAAUCACGCAGCAGAUCUGCUCUGGCUACGAGCUAUUUACCUUCCCAAUAGCCGCCUGCAGGCCUCCCUCAAAUGAGACCUGCAGCUACAAGCUCUGGAAGCUUUCAGGCCUGUCUACACAGCUGGGUUUGUUUGUUUUUGGGGGCCUUGGCUCCCUGAGGAGAUGACAGGUAACAGUUCCCUGCAGAGCAGCUGUGAUCAUACCUGUGUUUGCAGGUCUGCCAUGGGCCUAGCUGGGGUUUGAUCAGUGCAUUCUGGGCUGCUGUUCUGUAGUGCUUCAGUGGAGCUAGAGCACCCAAAGCACAGGAUGUUGGGAACCGUUCGGAAAGGGAUAGUUAAGGCAGAAACUCUCAAAAUGACGCGCUACAAAUCCAUGGUGCAGCCACACCGUGAAUAGUGAGUGCAGUCCUGGCCACUGCCUCUCACAAAAGACACAUUAGAAUUGGAGAAGAUACAGAGAAGGGUAACCAAAAUGAUUAGGGGUAUGGAACGGCUUCCAUAAGAGGAGAGAUUAAAAAGACUGGGACUUUUCAGCUUGGAAAAGAGACGGCUAAGGAGGGAUA
Mauremys reevesii (Reeves's turtle) is the source of this 5986-nucleotide messenger RNA. RefSeq lists its product as uncharacterized. The record is from RefSeq and is a predicted model, not a curated record. Gene Ontology annotation, biological process: regulation of transcription by RNA polymerase II. The coding region runs from base 48 to 4283 and encodes 1411 amino acids. The transcript is spliced from 15 exons. Gene Ontology annotation, molecular function: RNA polymerase II cis-regulatory region sequence-specific DNA binding; DNA-binding transcription factor activity. Lineage: Eukaryota; Metazoa; Chordata; Testudines; Geoemydidae.